Messenger RNA from Lutzomyia longipalpis, 1903 nucleotides. It is a transcript of the gene Gk1, whose product is annotated as glycerol kinase. The transcript is spliced from 2 exons. NCBI's taxonomy places the organism in Eukaryota, Metazoa, Arthropoda, Insecta, Diptera, Psychodidae. Gene Ontology annotation, cellular component: mitochondrion. Gene Ontology annotation, molecular function: glycerol kinase activity. Bases 25 to 1671 code for a protein of 548 amino acids. Gene Ontology annotation, biological process: glycerol-3-phosphate biosynthetic process; glycerol metabolic process; triglyceride metabolic process. The record is from RefSeq and is a predicted model, not a curated record.
UUGACAUCAACUAAAUGUGAGGUUAUGUGUGAACUGUCAAUUGUUGAUAAGGCUUAUCAGGCAAAGAAGGAUUUUCAGCAGAGUGACCAGCCUUUGAAUCUGGUCGUCUUGGGCAGUGAUCGAGUGAAAAUGGUGGGUGGUGGUAAAUUUGGGCCCCUCGUGGGGGCAAUUGACGAGGGAACUUCCUCAGCAAGGGUGCUCCUGUUCAAAGUUGAGACAUCCGAGGUCGUUUGCUUUCACCAAGUUGAGAUCCGGCAGAUCUAUCCGCAGGAAGGAUGGGUCGAACAGGACCCCAUGGAAAUCCUCAAUGCCGUGCAUGAAUGCCUGGAGCGUACUGUUGAGAAGUUGCGCAAUCUUGGGGGCUAUCCGGAAGAUAUUGUGGCUCUCGGGGUGACAAAUCAGCGUGAGACGACGAUUGUGUGGAACCGCAAGGAUGGUCGGCCCCUGCACAAUGCCAUCGUGUGGCUGGACAUGCGGACAUCUGCCACGGUGGACGAAUUGCUGGACAAAGUACCCAAUAAGACGAGAAAUAAGAAUUACCUAAAGCCCCUCUGUGGACUCCCACUAUCCCCCUACUUCAGUGCCGUUAAGCUACGUUGGCUAAUUGAGAAUGUUUCACGUGUCCGCGAAGCUGUUCGUGCGGGGAAUUGUCUCUUUGGGACAGUGGACACCUGGCUUCUGUGGAAUUUAACUGGUGGUGUCAAUGGUGGGCAGCACAUCACCGAUGUGACCAAUGCCUCCCGCACAAUGCUCAUGAAUAUUGAAUCCUUGCGCUGGGACGCCAAACUCUGCAGCUUCUUUGAGAUUCCGCAGGAAGUUCUGCCGGAGAUUCGAUCAAGUAGCGAAGUUUACGGGAAAAUGGCGAGUGGUGUGCUCAAGGGGGUACCACUUUCGGGAUGUUUGGGUGAUCAACAGAGUGCCCUCGUGGGGCAGCAAUGCUUGGAGCGUGGUCAGGCAAAGGCAACGUACGGGACAGGUUGCUUCCUGCUGUACAACACUGGGACUGUCUUUGUGGAUUCAACACAUGGGCUCCUCACAACGGUUGCCUAUCAAAUUGGCCGAGAUGCUGCUCCGGUGUAUGCCCUCGAAGGUUCCGUGGCAAUUGCUGGAGCCGCCCUGGGAUGGCUCAAAGACAACAUGGGCAUGAUUGCAAGUGCCCGAGAGUCUGAGACUUUGGCAGGGAGUGUGGAGACAACAGGAGACAUCUACUUUGUUCCCGCCUUUAGUGGUUUGUACGCUCCGUAUUGGAAUCAGGAAGCUCGUGGCGUUAUCUGCGGCAUCAACGAGGAUACCCAGCAGAGUCACAUUGUUCGUGCCACCCUGGAGGCGGUCUGCUUCCAAGUACGUGACAUCCUGGGCGCUAUGAACAGCGAUUGUGGCAUCCCGUUGCAGAAACUCCGCGUAGACGGUGGGAUGACGGAGAAUAAGCUCCUUAUGCAGCUACAAUCCGACCUUAUCGGCCUGGAGAUCAUCAAGCCACGUAUGGCGGAAACUACAGCUCUGGGGGCUGCCAUGAUGGCCGCCAGUGCCGUGGGGAGGUGGGAUGUGAAGUCUGUCGAAGUGCCAAUGGAGACAAUACGCUAUGAGCCGCAAAUUGGGGUCGAUGAACGCGAUAUGCGUUACUCAAAGUGGAAGAUGGCUGUUGAGAGAUCCUUUGGGUGGGACAUUUGACCACCAGCGGCUUCUUUAUCGGAUUAUCAUUGGUGCUAAAGCGUGGGAGAUCUCAAAACAUUCAAAAAAAAAAAAGAAAUAUUUAUAAAGUCCUUUCUCUUGUAAUUCCUCAAAUAUUCCAUUUUUCUACAUAAAAUUCCACAUUUUUCCAUGAUUUCCAUGAGAGCAAUUUGGGAAAAAUUCUUUAAUGUUAUGCGGUUGAUUUUUAAUUAUAAACAAUAUUUUUUUUAAA